UCCUUCACCCUCCUUCACCCUCCGGCACAACGCACGCCGACAGCUCCACCCGCGGCGUCGGCCUUCGCGGUGUGGGGGGUGCGCGCGUUGCUUUGCCCGCUCGCGGUUGCAGCCGUCCAGUGAGACGCAAACUUUGUGGGUUAGGUGGUCACAACAACAACAACAACAGCAGCAGCCGCCACUAAGUGGCGGUGACGUCACCACGACGCUUGUGCCAGGCCAUGUGCACCUUGAGGCCACGUGAAGCGUCGAACGCCCGCGGGCAGGAGGCGGGCACAGUGCAGUAACAGCCGUCAACACGUGCUCUUGCUGCGUGCGCUUAGCCCACGGCUUCCAAGCCACGGAAAACAGGUCCCUGCAGGGUGGGCUGGAAGCUGUCGCCGUGUUCUCAGCAGGGACACGGAGACGCAGCGUUCAGAAAAUAUGGGAAGUCGGUGCUUUGGCUGUGCGUGCAAGUUUACGAUGUUGAGGAAAGAGCACGGGUGCAAGAAUUGUGGACGUUCCUUCUGUGGCUCCUGCCUCUCCCGUACGGCAACGGUGGCCAAGUUUGAUCAAAAGCCGCAAAAAGUUUGCAGCAAGUGCUUCGGCGUUCUUACCAAGCAGGGUGACGGUGGAAAUCCAAGUCGGCCCACCCCUGAGCUCUCACCUCCCGCCAAUUACAAGAAACGAGUGGCGGCACUGCAGGCACGGGAGCAGGGACAGGUCGCCGGUCCAAGCACCAGUCGACCGGCAUCCGACAUGCGGGGGAUGUCUGUAGAGGACAGGGAGAUCGCCGAGAGACUGGAGAAACUUAAGGCGGGAGUGCAGCCGACCUCCGCGGUGCCGUCCCAGCGUGAAAUCGAACGGCGUCUGGCAGCCCUGCGCGACGACAGCUCACGGGAUGUGCCGAGCUUGAGGGAGAUGGAGGAGAGGCUGGCGCAGCUGCAGGGCCGACCGGCACCUCGCUCCGUUGGCCGAGCCGUUCACCAGCCACCGGAUAGCAGGACGCAGACCGAGCAGGCAAACAGCCUACUGACCCAGAUGUCAGAAGAGGUGGCCAUUGAUGGUAGAUUCAACCCAGAAUCAACCUCGUCAGAUGACAAAACAGCUAUGAACGACCUUAACAAGGGCACCAACGACAGCUUCCCGCUGAACAUUGCUGCCGACAAGGAGGGCGACUUGAGCAAAGCCCUGGAGCAGGAGACAAAGGACGUAUUGGCUGCAGCCAAGCGAGAGUUGGAGUUUGAGGCACGUGGCCGAGACGACACAGUGGCUGUGGCUCGCCGCUUGGCUGCACUUAAAGGGGAGGACCCUGAUAAAGUGGUUGUACAGAACUUGGCGGAUUCUGACAGCGAAGAUGAGAACGAAGAGAAGACCGUGUACAGAAUGCUGAAGCAGUUUGGAGAAGAGGCGGCAAUGGACAAGGCGAGUGGUUUCUCUGAACGCAACAGUGCUGCCACCGCGUUGGAGGGUCCAAAGUUCUCACAGCUUCCAAACCCAGCUGCCGGUGCAAACAAGCAGAAAACCUCCCGUGGAGUGACAGCAGCCGUCCUCAGGCCGUCGGGGAACGACAGCGGGAGUGACGACGAGUUGCCCUGGUGCUGCAUCUGUAACGAGGACGCUGUGCUCAGAUGCCAAGGCUGCGAUGGGGACCUAUACUGCAAGCGGUGCUACCGGGAAGGACAUGACAAGCAUGACAGGCCGGAUCAUCCUACUGAGACGUAUAAGGCCACCAAAAAAAAAUAAUGUAACUAAAUCGCAUUUUUUGAAAUUAGAUUUUGUAUUAAGGUGGUUUGCCAAGACACUUUAGAUGUUUAGCGGAAGCCAUAAUCCUGAAAAAUAAGUUGUAUUCCAGCAGUUAUUCAGAACAAUAUUAAAAGUUAGUGUGAAUGAAUAAUGGGGUCAUAUAGUAAAUUAAUUUGUAGUUUAAACAAUUUGUUAUACAAAUGAUAAUGUGCAGUUCAUUGUCAAUACACUGCUGUGGAUGACCUUAGUUGACCAGACCAGCGCAGGGUGGUGAAGGUCAAACCCAGGACUGGUUAGGACAUCACUUGCCAUUGAUGUUAGUCAUGACUACGAAAUUAAUUCAGGUCAACGAAAUUCGUAGCACAGUUGUGCGAACCAUUGUUAUUGACUUGCUCAAACUUUAGAUGUGGCUUAAAAUACUUUAUUGACAUUUUAACAAAGCUCCCCUGUUAAAGUGCUGCAUUAAAUGUUGAAUAGCUUGAAAAUAGGGUUGUGUUGUUUCACUUGUGGAAUGUUGCAUAACACUAAUACUGUUAUGGUGGAAAUAUGAACCGCUUUAUUUAAGACUAUUGGGUUUACUGGUUGCAUAUAAUACUGUACACAGCCCAUUUGAAUGCAUUGAGUGGAGUAUAGAGUUUUAACAGCUGUCCUGUAGAUUUGACACGUGAUGCUGCUGCGCUAUAAUUUUUCGCACACUUGGACAUCCAACCCAGAAGUCGCCGGCUUAAUCUCCCGGUGCGGCAGUUGAAACAAUGGAGCAAGUUUCUUAAAUUCUGCCCCGCCUCUGCACUCAUCGGUAUAAAUAGUUACACCACAGUCUAUCGGAAGGUUGCGUGUGGUGAGUUCUAGUGUGGAAGAGAAGGUUAAAAGAUCCUUGUUCAAGUGUGGAAGAGUAGGCUAAAAGACCCUCUAAAGGGUUCUCUAGGACUCCCCCUGGGGAGAGGCCCUUCUUGCCAGCUGUGGCGUGAGCAAGUAAUUGCAGGGAUGUAAAUGAUAUUUUAUCUUAUGUAACGACAUUACCCAUAAUUGCUGUACCUAUAUCUCCAGAAAAUAAAUUAUUACUUUGUAGUCAGUGAGCUGAGCUGGCUCCACUGAGAAUCCUGGGUUCGGUCCAGGCAGCAGUCGAGCUGUGAUUAAACCAGGUUCUCAAAAGUGUAAUGAUUUGAUGUUCGCAGCCCGUUCAUAAGUGAUUGCAUAAAAAACACAUUCCGUUAAAUUUGGUUCUGCGCUUAAUACGGCAAAAAAUUCCAGCUGUAUGAAUUAUAUAUAUCGGUUUGACUGUUAAGACAAAUCUCACCCUCAUUUCGAGUCGGUGAGAAGUGCUGCCCUCUUUUUGUGUGCGGCCACUUGAAGGGAUCUCUGCUUCCGUUCUCCAACAAGAAGGGUUGUACUGCUCCAUGCAGAUAUCGGAAAGGAUACUUCAGAUCACAUAAAAGAGCGCCCUACAAUAUUCCUGUUUUUUUGUUGCUAAUGACUAAAGAGGCGCCAUGUGGCAUUCUGCCCCAGGCCCUUGUAUCUCCA
Messenger RNA from Petromyzon marinus (sea lamprey), 3246 nucleotides. RefSeq names its product zinc finger FYVE-type containing 19 (gene ZFYVE19). The record is from RefSeq and is a predicted model, not a curated record. Gene Ontology annotation, biological process: abscission; mitotic cytokinesis checkpoint signaling. Gene Ontology annotation, molecular function: phosphatidylinositol-3-phosphate binding; metal ion binding. Gene Ontology annotation, cellular component: centrosome; midbody; cleavage furrow. Lineage: Eukaryota; Metazoa; Chordata; Hyperoartia; Petromyzontiformes; Petromyzontidae.